Molecule: messenger RNA, 1254 nt
Organism: Paramecium sonneborni
Lineage: Eukaryota; Ciliophora; Oligohymenophorea; Peniculida; Parameciidae
Source: the annotation of a GenBank genome assembly
AUGUUAACAGAUUGUGAUUUUUAUAGCAAACAAAGUAUUUCAGAAUUACAAGCAUAAUUGGCACAUAAAAAGAAAAAGAUUCAAAUCUUAAAAUAAGAAAAGAAUUCUAUGUUGAAUCGUAUUGAUGAAUUGAAUUAAAAAGUUCAUGAUUAAGCAGAAGAAUUCAAAAAGUAAAGAUUGAAAUUUAAAGGUCUUGAAAAAUAACACUCACAUGUAAUCAAUAAUAUUCAUAAUAAUAGUUAAAACAUUAGAAUGAAAAUUUAAAAAAAGACUAAAGUGUGAAUAAUGAAACCAUUACAUUGUUUUAAAAAGGUUUCAAAAGAGAUGAAUUCAAAAAGCAUGAAAGAACAGUAGCACAAUUAUAAAAUGAUAUUAUUAAAUUAUCUAAUGCUUUGGAAGAACAUAAAAUAGUUAGAGAAUCAAAUAGUGAAGAAAUAACUAGAUAAUUAAUUUAUAUUUAAGAAUUAGAAAAUCAAUUAAACUCAUAUAAAUCAAUGACAGAAGAUGAUUAAUUAAAAUACAACAAUUAACAACUUUAUUAAACUAUUGAAGAUCUUAAUUAUCAAUUAUAGUCAUCAAAUAAAAAGAAAGAUGAAGAUUAUUAAAACUAAUUAUAAGAAUUACAAUAAAUUGCUGAUAUUAAUAAAUUAGAAAAUAAAGAACUUAAUUUAAAAAUUGCAUAAUAAGAUAAACUUUAUUAGAUGCAGAUCUAAAAAAUAAUCAAAUUAUGUGAAUCUGUUCACGAUGAAUUGUCAAAUAAAGUAUCAAAUAAAGCAGAAGUAAAAGAAAUUUUAACAAAAUUGAUUAUCUCUAAAAAAGAUAUUGAUCUUGAUUUACUUAAGUAUUACUUUUAAUUUAAACAAUAGAAUUGAAUCUGAAAUAAAUAGUUAAAUUUGCGAAGAAUUAUAAAAUAAAGUUGAUAAUUUAUCAAAUGAAAAUUAAAAUAUUAAAUAAAAAUUUUAAGCAACUUCAACAAAUAAAGAAGCUUUAUAAAUGAGAGAAUAGGAUUUAAUUCAUUAAAUUGAAAAAUUAUAAAUAUAAGUUGAAAGAUAAAAAGAAUUGAACUAAAUGAGAUAGAAGACAAUGUCUGAGUAAAUAUCAGCUUUAUAGAGAAAUAACAAAUAAUUGAAUUAAGAUUUAGAUAAAAUAACCAAAGAAGUUUAAGACUUAAGGGAAGAAAAGGUUAUUUUAUAAUAAACAAUUCAGAGAUAAGAGAAAAAGAUAUAAACACUAAGUUUAUCUAAAUAUAAAUGA